AUGUGGCGCCAGCAAAAGACGCCGCGCUCAGAGAACUGGAAAAUUGGUUCUCGUGAAGGGGUUGGAAACUUCAUGACGGCCAUGUUGUUCCACUACAAAUUGAUGUGGCAACAGAAGUGUUUCGAUAUUGAUUUCAUCCGCACGAAUCACGUGUGGGACCGUGUAUGGGAUCUUUGGCUACGUAAGUAUCCUCUUGGGGACUCUAGCGAAGUUGUCGAUGGUGAAGUCUUUCAGUUACGGGAUCAUAUUGAGAAGACGGAACAGGAGGUUCUCAACGACGUGGGAUAUCUGGGGGGGAUUGGGCAAUGCGACGAGACCUAUAACCUUAUCCAAGGGUAUCUGGGUAAAGGGGAGCCCUUGGUUGAGUAA
Fusarium graminearum PH-1 is the source of this 369-nucleotide messenger RNA. RefSeq lists its product as uncharacterized. NCBI's taxonomy places the organism in Eukaryota, Fungi, Ascomycota, Sordariomycetes, Hypocreales, Nectriaceae. Bases 1 to 369 code for a protein of 122 amino acids. The record is from RefSeq and is a predicted model, not a curated record. The transcript has a single exon.